Rotaria sordida is the source of this 492-nucleotide messenger RNA. NCBI's taxonomy places the organism in Eukaryota, Metazoa, Rotifera, Eurotatoria, Philodinida, Philodinidae. The record is from the annotation of a GenBank genome assembly.
ACAGCAGAAAUUGCAUUAAAAACUAUGAAUAUUGACAUAUCAAAAUUAAUCAUUUCAAGUAAACUUCUAGAACAAUCUCAAGGUAGUUGGGAAGGUAUGAGUCGAGCGUUAGCUUUUACUCCCGAAGUAAUACAACAAUGGAAUGAAUUACAUUUUGAAUUUUGUCCUCCAAAUGGUGAAUCAAAACGAAUGGUACAAAAACGUGCUUUAGCAUAUCUAGAACCGAUUAUUGAACAAGCAAAAAAUCAAAGUCUAAAUGAAAAUCGUGAAAUAUCAAUUGGUAUUUUUACACAUGCAAAUUUAAUACAAUCUAUAUUACAAUAUUAUUUACAAAGUAAUCCAAAAUAUGCAUGGCUUAUUCAACAAAAUAAUACAGCAAUUAAUGAAAUUCUAUUCAAUGAACAUGGAAUAUCUGUUGUUAAAAUAAAUGAUGAUAGUCAUUUGAGAUUUUUAAUUCCAGAUAUGCAAAAUGAAUCAUUAGACAAUUUAUGA